UGCUGGGAAUUUCAGUGCGCGUUUCUCAGGUUUCCGCCGCUUCGGGGUGCUUGAGUUAGUGAUCGAGUUGGUGAGUUAGUGAGCGAGUUGGUGAGUUAGUGAGCGGGUUGGUGAGUUAGUGAGCGGGUUGGUGAGUUAGUGAGCGAGUUGGUGAGUUAGUGAGCGAGUUGGUGAGUUAGUGAGCGGGUUGGUGAGUUAGCGAGCGGGUUGGUGAGUUAGCGAGCGGGUUGGUGAGUUAGCGAGCGGGUUGGUGAGUUAGCGAGCGAGUUGGUGAGUUAGCGAGCGAGUUGGUGAGUUAGCGAGCGAGUUGGUGAGUUAGCGGGCGAGUUGGUGAGUUAGCGGGCGGGUUGGUGAGUUAGCGAGCGGGUUGGUGAGUUAGCGAGCGAGUUGGUGAGUUAGCGAGCGAGUUGGUGAGUUAGUGAGCGAGUUGGUGAGUUAGCGAGCGAGUUGGUGAGUUAGCGGGCGAGUUGGUGAGUUAGCGAGCGGGUUGGUGAGUUAGCGAGCGAGUUGGUGAGUUAGCGAGCGAGUUCGUGAGUUAGCGAGCGAGUUCGUGAGUUAGUGAGCGAGUUCGUGAGCGAGUUGGUGAGUUAGUGAGCGAGUUGGUGAGUUAGUGAGCGAGUUCGUGAGCGGCGCUGAGACGUUUAACAGCGGACGGAGUUCAACUCGGGCCGGCGUGGAUACAUUCUACGGGCGGCAGUGCUGGGGACGUCGGCGUACGCGAUCAUGUCGAGUGAGAACUUGCCUGUGGCAAAAGGAUUCCGCCUGGCACUCCUGCAGAUGCUAGUUUCACGUCACAAGCAGGAGAACCUGGCACAUGCUCGUGAGCUGAUAUCGCGCGCAGCGCAGAAUGGUGCACAGCUCGUCUCACUCCCGGAAUGUUUCAACUGCCCGUACGGGACGCAGUAUUUUGGCGAGUAUGCGGAGACGGUUCCCGGAGAAACGAGCAACAUGAUUGCGGCGCUGGCCGCCGAGCACCGCAUCACCAUCAUCGGAGGGUCAAUCCCAGAGCGGUCAGGGGAUCGUCUAUUUAACACCAGCCUCGUGUUUGGACCGGAUGGCAAGCUGUGUGGGAAAUUCCGCAAGAUGCAUCUCUUUGACAUUGACAUUCCGGGAAAAAUCACUUUCAAGGAGUCGGAAACGCUGAGCCCUGGAGAGGAACUGACAGACUUCACCACUCCGUUCUGCAAGGUCGGGAUUGCCAUUUGCUACGACCUUCGGUUCCCAGAGCUCACGCGUCUCUAUGCUGACCGGGGCUGUCACCUGCUCGUGUGCCCUGGAGCGUUCAACAUGACUACGGGGCCCGUCCACUGGGAGCUUUUGCAGCGUGCUCGGGCAGUUGAUAAUCAGAUGUUUGUGGCCACGGUGUCUCCGGCAAGAGAUGAAACAGCGUCGUACGUGGCCUGGGGACACAGCACCGUAUCCUCACCCUGGGGUGACGUUAUUGCUAAAGCUGGACAUGGGGAAGAAAUUGUGUAUGCUGAUAUUGAUUUAAACAGAAUGGAAGAGGUGAGACGUCAGAUUCCGGUGCGGAUUCAGAGGCGCUGUGAGCUGUACCACUCGCUGGCAGCAGCAAAACCACAAUAACCAACCUCGGCUAACAAACAAACCAUCAACUCCCCCACAAGUGGCAAUUCCACCACUCUCCUUUAACCACACUUAAUCCACCCUCAACCAUACACCGCCACCAGAUACACCACCAAACACAACAUAUAACUACAUUUAACCAUAAACUGCACUGCCGCAUAAACUAGGCAAACAGCAAGACAUUAAUCGAUUCAUUAUGAAAAAAUAUUCUCUCCCAACACAUGCAUUGAUUGCUGCGUGAUAAGAUAUUUUUUUUUCCGAUUGAUAUAUGCCAUGCAUAAUUUGUUCACCUAACUCCUGCAGCCACAAGAGCUGCUACAUGCACCACACUUAAAAUUAAAAAGAAUCAACUGUUGCGUCGAAUUGCAUCCCCACAAUUGUAAUGUAUCGAAUCUUGAGAGGGGUGAAUUGUUGCAGGCCUAUUAUCGAUUGAGAUGAAGCACUUUAUAAUAAUGGCAUUGCUGUGAUGGUCUGCUUGAUUAUUGAAGGGGAGCAGAAUAAAAUUAGCAUCGACCUUGAAAACCCGUUUUCACAGAUCUGUCUCCUUCACUCAGCAUCGCACACCCACAGCAGCCUGCGUUGCGCUCGGGCUGAAUGUGUACUCUUGU
Messenger RNA from Lethenteron reissneri (Far Eastern brook lamprey), 2192 nucleotides. RefSeq names its product nitrilase family member 2 (gene NIT2). Gene Ontology annotation, molecular function: omega-amidase activity. Lineage: Eukaryota; Metazoa; Chordata; Hyperoartia; Petromyzontiformes; Petromyzontidae. Gene Ontology annotation, cellular component: mitochondrion. The record is from RefSeq and is a predicted model, not a curated record. Gene Ontology annotation, biological process: L-glutamine metabolic process; oxaloacetate metabolic process.